AUGGAUAGGGACAUCGUGGAGCGGGUGGUGUCGGAGAUUUUGGAAGCUCCCGCGUCCGUCGCGUGGGACGACAUCGCGGGUCUUAAACACGCCAAGGCGGCGGUGCAGGAGCUCGCGGUGUGGCCUCUGAUGAAACCCGAGUUGUUCCGCGGGGCACGAGCGGUGCCGCGCGGGCUGCUGCUCUUCGGACCGCCCGGAACCGGUAAGACGCUCAUCGGCAGAGCCGUCGCGUCACAGUGCGGGGCGACUUUUUUUUCGAUUAGCGCGUCUUCCCUGACGUCGAAGUGGAUCGGCGAGGGGGAGAAGAUGGUCCGGGCGCUGUUCGCGGUGGCGCGGUGUUGCGAGCCCGCGGUGAUAUUCGUCGACGAGAUCGACUCGCUGCUGAGCGCUCGCAAGUCCGACGGCGAGCACGAGUCGAGCCGGCGGAUGAAGACGGAAUUUUUGGUGCAGAUGGACGGGCUGGGCGGGGGGGACGACGGGAGGCUGCUCUUGGUCGGCGCGACCAACCGGCCGCAGGAGCUCGACGACGGCGCCCGAAGGCGGCUCGCGAAGCAGCUCUACAUCCCGCUCCCGUGCGCGGACGCCAGGAGGGCGAUCGUGGUGAACAUCCUGGACGCGGACGCGUCGGUGACGCAUCGUUUGUCGGACGCCGACUUGAACGUCAUCUGCGAAAAAACCGACGGGUACUCGGGAUCGGACAUGAAACACCUGGUGCAGGAAGCGGCGAGGGCGCCGCUUCGGGAGCUGUUCCAGAGCGUCGCCGCGGGCGGCGGCGGCGCGGGAGGCGUUACAGGAGGCGUGACGCCGUCGGCGAUGCGGCCGAUUCGGCUCGUCGACUUUAAGAGGGCGAGCAAGCAGGUGCGUCCCAGCGUGACCAGGGCGGACAUCGACUUUCACGAGGAGUGGAACCGGGCGCACGGCGCCAUGUCGCUGGGCACCGGUGCCGACGGCGACGGCGACGACGACAGUGGAGACGACUGGGGGUGA
Molecule: messenger RNA, 987 nt
Organism: Micromonas commoda
Lineage: Eukaryota; Viridiplantae; Chlorophyta; Mamiellophyceae; Mamiellales; Mamiellaceae
Exons: 1
Coding region: 1-987 (328 amino acids)
Molecular function (GO): ATP binding; ATP hydrolysis activity
Source: RefSeq, a predicted model, not a curated record